Molecule: messenger RNA, 3337 nt
Organism: Nematolebias whitei (Rio pearlfish)
Lineage: Eukaryota; Metazoa; Chordata; Actinopteri; Cyprinodontiformes; Rivulidae
Gene: prkcea
Product: protein kinase C, epsilon a
Exons: 15
Coding region: 818-3037 (739 amino acids)
Biological process (GO): protein phosphorylation
Molecular function (GO): ATP binding; diacylglycerol-dependent serine/threonine kinase activity
Source: RefSeq, a predicted model, not a curated record
ACAGAUCAGCGAGAGGCCGGCAGCGCGUGUGUGUGACGCGUUUUGCGCAUUUCCUGCAGCUCGCGCUCACUGACGGAUUGGGAGCGCGAGGGGACGGGAAGCGAGGGGCGCGCGCAAGGACCGAAAGGAGGAGGGAAAAAAAAAAAAAAACGGCAGCGGUGGAGCUCUGUGAUGUGUUUGGGGUGCUCGUGAGCCAGAAAAAGACCGCAGAGGCAGGUUUUUCUGCUUUUCCGGGAGUGUAGAGUCACGAGGUCGAAACGAGGGGAGAUUAGCCCGGAAAGGAGCCGAGCCGAACCGAGGCGGGCUGGGAGCGGAGCACCAAUCCCGGAUGGCUAGGCGCGGCUGCUCGGGCUCUCUCCCACCCUGACCCGGCGGAGACACUCAAGCCCCGGGGACUUAACGUGCGCGUGAGCCCGCCACUCCUCGGUUCUUCUCAUAUUUCGGCCCAUUUCCGUCAAAAAAAUAGUUUUUUUUCUCAGUUCGGAACCGACCGUAAACAAACAACCGCUCCUGGGGUGGGAGAGUCAUCCACAGCCCCAGAAGAAGGGUGUGAGCCUGCGUUUCCACUGCGCCUUUCAGCCUGUCGGAGGUCCAUUAGCCGCACUGUUAGUGCCCCGCUGCGCGUGUGCGUGCGUGUGAGUGUGUGCGGAUGACGCGAUGUUCUGAUAUGGCUGUUUUAGACGGAGUCUGGAGCGGCGUUAUGGGAUGUAGCAGCUUUGUGCUGUGACCCCGCUCACUGGAAGGAAACACUCCGUGUACGGGAGCAGGAACACGCGCGCACAGUAUUAUUAACGCACGCGCACACCUCCCAGCAGCCAUGCCCGUGUUCAACGGCGUGUUGAAGGUGCGAGUGUGUGAGGCUGUGGACCUGAAGCCCACCCCGUGGGCCCUGCGUCACGCCGUGGGGAAGAGCGGCUCCUUCCUGCUGGACCCCUACCUGGCCUUGAACUUGGACCAGACUCGAUUAGGCCAGACCGCCACCAGAACCAAGACCAACAGUCCGGCUUGGCACCAGGAGUUCUGCACUGAGGUCCGCGAGGGAAGGAGCCUGGAGCUGUCGGUUUUCCACGACGCCCCCAUUGGCUACGAUGACUUUGUGGCCAACUGCACCAUCCAGCUGGAGGACCUGCUGCAGAACGGAACCAGGCACUACGAGGACUGGAUUGACUUGGAGCCAGAAGGGAAAGUGUACGUGGUCAUUGAUCUGUCUGGAUCCUCCACUGAAGCCUCAGGAACAAACGAGAAUGAGGAGAGGGUGUUUCGUGAGCGGAUCGGUCCUCGCCGGCGGCAGGGCGCAGUCCGGAGACGCGUCCAUCAAGUCAACGGGCACAAGUUCAUGGCCACCUACCUGAGGCAGCCAACCUACUGCUCACAUUGCAGAGAUUUUAUCUGGGGUGUGCUGGGAAAGCAGGGUUACCAGUGUCAGGUGUGCACGUGUGUCGUCCACAAGCGCUGCCAUGAACUCAUCAUCACCAAAUGUGCUGGGAUGAAGAAGCAGGAAGACACAGCUGAGGAGGUGGGUUCACAGCGGUUCAGUGUUAAUAUGCCCCAUAAGUUCAGUAUUCACAACUACAAGGUGCCCACCUUCUGUGACCACUGUGGCUCCCUGUUGUGGGGCCUCAUGAGGCAGGGCCUGCAGUGCAAAGUGUGUAAGAUGAAUGUACACAGGCGCUGUGAGACUAAUGUAGCUCCUAACUGUGGUGUGGACGCCCGAGGAAUUGCCAAGGUCCUGUCUGACCUGGGAGUCACACCGGACAAAAUCUCCAACACCGCACAGCGCAGGAGGAAGCUGACUCCAGGGCAGGACCCUCCCCAGUCUCCUCCUGAGCUCUCUCAGACCGAGGAGAACAGCUUCAGUCAGCCAGCUGUUCCCACCUCCCCCUCGGAGCAGGACUUGGCAGAGUUAGAUCGCCUGCAGGACGCGCUGUCACUCGACCAGCAGGGACCCCAGCACUCCUCCUCCUCGUCCUCCUCCACCAACUCCUCUUCGUCCUCAGCAGCAAGGGAGAACGGACAGAGCCAGAGGAGGACCCUCAAAGACUUCAACUUCAUCAAAGUUCUCGGCAAAGGCAGCUUUGGCAAGGUGAUGUUGGCAGAGCUGAAGGGGACAGAGGAGGUCUAUGCUGUCAAAGUUUUAAAGAAAGACGUGAUCCUUCAGGACGAUGACGUGGACUGCACUAUGACAGAAAAACGCAUCCUGGCCCUCGCCCGUCGCCACCCCUACCUCACCCAGCUCUACUGCUGCUUUCAGACACGGGACCGUUUAUUCUUUGUAAUGGAAUAUGUGAACGGAGGAGAUCUGAUGUUCCAGAUUCAGCGAUCCAGGAAGUUUGAUGAGUCCCGCUCUCGUUUUUACGCCGCCGAAGUCACGUCGGCCCUCAUGUUCCUGCAUCGUAAUGGUGUCAUAUAUAGGGAUCUGAAGUUGGACAACAUCCUCUUAGAUGCAGAGGGACACUGCAAGCUGGCAGAUUUUGGUAUGUGCAAAGAGGGCAUCAUGAACGGAGUGACCACCACCACCUUCUGUGGCACACCUGACUACAUCGCUCCUGAGAUCCUACAGGAGCUGGAGUACGGAGCCUCCGUGGACUGGUGGGCUCUGGGGGUGCUGAUGUACGAGAUGAUGGCCGGGCAGCCUCCGUUCGAAGCGGAUAAUGAAGACGACUUGUUUGAGUCGAUUCUCCACGACGAUGUCCUCUACCCUGUGUGGCUCAGCAAGGAGGCCGUGUCCAUACUCCGAGCAUUCAUGACGAAGAACCCGGCCAAGCGUCUGGGCUGCGUGGUGAGCCAGGGCUGCGAGGAGGCCAUCAAGACCCACGCCUUCUUCAGAGAGAUCGACUGGAUUCUGUUGGAGCAAAGAAAAGUGAAACCACCCUUUAAACCCCGAAUUAAAACGAAGCGAGAUGUGAAUAAUUUCGACCAGGACUUCACCAAGGAGGACCCGGUGCUGACGCCCACAGACGAGGCCAUCAUCCGACAGAUCAACCAGGAGGAGUUCAAGGACUUCUCCUACUGCGCCCCGGAGGAGACGCACACCUAACCCACACACUUAUCACAGUAACGCUGAACCUGGCAUGCUUAGGCUCAGCAGAACCACAAAACCGUCUACAAAACACGUAGGGUCAAUCCUUUACUUUGAAGCUAUUGGUUGUUGUUACUUUUGGAAUAUUAUUUACUUGCAUUGUGUUGUUCUUGUUGCCUGGGUUUAUUGUGAAUAUGACUAUGAAGAUGAAUAUGAAUAUGCACACUUGUAACACAGAUUUCACACUACAGAUCGGACAUGCUCUCACACACCAGCGCGCCCAACAAGACCACACACAUCCACACCGCUUCUCUCUCC